AUGCCAUACUGGGACUGGUCAUUGGACUGGAUGGACCUCACGCGUUCCUCUAUAUGGGAUAACAGCACAGGGUUCGGUGGCGACGGGGACCCUCACGGCGCAGAGACGGUCGGCAAAGGCCGUUGUGUAGUUGACGGCCCUUUCGCGGACUUGCGACCUAUCAUUUACAACCACACAUUCACCGAGCAUUGCCUGUCCAGAGGAUUCAGCGAUGGAACAACCGCGGGUCGCCUUUCCGGUGACAAAUUCAGCCCGGAGAAUAUGGGCGACAUUCUGAGGCAAAGCAACUAUUCAAGCUUCUUGCGUCGGGUCGAGAGGGAUCUACACAAUACACUUCAUAACUCAAUCAACGGAGACUUUAAAGCCAUGACAGCGGCCAACGAUCCUCUGUUCUUUUUGCAUCAUGUAAGUCUAGAUCGCCUAUGGUGGACGUGGCAGCGGCAAAGACCUCAAGAUCGGCUGGAGCAAUACCUGGGACAGCACAUGUACAAUUCCACGGGGGCCGCAGAGCUAAGUGAUCAACUUCUGUUUGACGGCUUUACGAAAGACGUGCUAGUCCAUCAGGUGAUGGAUACAACGAAGGGCCUGCAUUGCUAUACAUACUAG
This is a messenger RNA of Akanthomyces muscarius, 606 nucleotides long. RefSeq lists its product as uncharacterized. Gene Ontology annotation, molecular function: oxidoreductase activity. Bases 1 to 606 code for a protein of 201 amino acids. The transcript is spliced from 3 exons. The record is from RefSeq and is a predicted model, not a curated record. Lineage: Eukaryota; Fungi; Ascomycota; Sordariomycetes; Hypocreales; Cordycipitaceae.